AUCAUACAUAGGCUGAAUUUGGAAAGAGGAUUGAAAUCCCUCCUCCACCUGAUUCCAGGUUUACAAUCCUGGGAUUCUACUCUCCUGAUUGAAAUCUGGUGCCAUUAAACACCACCUGAGUGCUGCAGCAGAGGGAGGCCAGGAAAUGAGGUGAGAAGCCAAGCAUCAAAAAAAGAGGAAGAGGGACAGCUUGUGAUUGAGACAGACGGCCUUUUGCUUUUCUUCCUUCAUCCAUCAUGUGUGAAAUGGGCGGUUUUGUUUGCCGAACAGAAUCUGCACAUUACCGUCUUUGCGACUUCGCUAAAACAGCUCUUAUCAACAUAUUCGUCUCCCCCUAUUCUACGGUCUGUGAUUUGUAUUGUGGUGGUGGGGUGGACACCGAUAAGUGGAAUGAAGCCCAGAUAGGUCACUAUAUUGGAAUUGAUGCGUCAUCAUCUGGUGUGAUUGAAGCACAUGAGAUGUGGGAAGGACAGAGAAAGCCCUACACUGCGGAGUUCUGUGAGCUGGAUCCUUGUUUGGAUAACCUGGACGCUUAUUUGCAAGACAAGGGAAUUCCAGCAGAUGUCGUUUGUUGCUUGCAACAUUUACAGCUCUGCUUCGAAACUGAGGAAAGAGCAAGAAGCCUUCUUCAUAACAUAUCAUCGUUGCUGAAGCCUGGAGGUUACUUUUUUGGAAUUACUCCUGACUCAUCAACUAUAUGGUCAAAGUACCAGAAGAACAUUGAAGCUUCACACAAUAAAGGAGGUAACGUGAAGCCUAUUGUGCCCAAUUGCGUGCGUUCAGAAAACUACAUCAUCACCUUUGAAACUGAGGAAGAGAAAUUCCCAUUAUUUGGCAAGAAAUAUCAACUGAAGUUCACUGGAGAUAUUUCUUCUGAAAUUCAUUGCUUGGUACACUUUCCUAGCCUCAUCAGGUUGGCUAGAGAGGCUGGACUGGAAUAUGUGGAAAUUCAAAAUUUGACUGAAUUUUAUGAUGACAACAGGGCACAAUUUGCAGGCCUGCUUUGUAAUGGUGGAAAUUUUGUGGAUCCUCGAGGAAAACUACUCGCUCGCUCCUUUGAUCUGUUAGGUUUGUAUACAACAUUUAUAUUCCAGAAGCCAGACCUGGAUCUUGUUCCUCCAAUUUGCACUCCAGUUUUGCAAGAUGCGAGCCGUAUGCAGAUGGAAUCCUCUGAUCAUGGUGUUGGUUUGUUUUUUGAGUUAAGAAACCCAACUCAAGUUCAUCAUAGUUCCAGAUUGCCGCAGUAUAGGGAUGACAGUAGUAGCUCUUACCCUCUCAAAGAGGGAGGAAGACAAACAAGCGGUUGGAGACAUCAGUCUGCCAUUGAGGAAGAGAAAAGCGGACAUGGGGAAGUCAUGGUUGCAAAUGGUGGAGUAAUCGAUCCUCCAGAGCCUCUCGUGGCAAGCAAGAUCACAAAGGGGAUCUUGGGUGCAGGACCCGCAGACCUGCGAUUUUCCGAACCCCUUUAACCCUUUUCUGUUAUUAUUUCGAGAGUGUCCAUUGGGGAUGAAGAAAAGCUUGGAAUGCGAGGGUGAUCACGUUGGUUGUCUCAGUGUGUUAAACCCAAUCCAGAAAAUGCUUGUGCCUUUUUCUAUGGUAUUGAAAAAACUAUCGGCUGUUUAAAUUUAGCUCAAAGACGUUGAUGACCAGGUUAUGUGCGUUAAUGAUGAUGAAUCUGUGUAUCUUGUUGCAAAACCAUGGGCAUGGAUAUUUGUUUUACAAACUCUACAUGACAUCCUUCACUUCCAUGAA
Molecule: messenger RNA, 1752 nt
Organism: Nymphaea colorata (pocket water lily)
Lineage: Eukaryota; Viridiplantae; Streptophyta; Magnoliopsida; Nymphaeales; Nymphaeaceae
Product: mRNA cap guanine-N7 methyltransferase 2
Exons: 12
Coding region: 237-1469 (410 amino acids)
Biological process (GO): 7-methylguanosine mRNA capping
Cellular component (GO): nucleus
Molecular function (GO): mRNA 5'-cap (guanine-N7-)-methyltransferase activity
Source: RefSeq, a predicted model, not a curated record